GAGUCGUCCUGCUGCUGCUCAUCCAUCUCCUCCUCCACUCGGAGACUGUCCCGUCCCGUGUCCUCCGCUCAUCGCCCUGCCCUGCGGGCUGCGUCUGCUCCGGGCUCGUCCCUCGGCGGCAUGGAGCUGAGCAGAGGCAUUGUCUCUGCCCCGCUCCGGCCGGUUUACUCCCGCCACGGCCGCUGCGGUCCUCUCUCCGGAGCGUUCUCUCCGCCGCCGUCGUCUUCUACCAUGGAAGUGCGCCGGCGCUGCAUCAGCAGGGCGCUCCGGCCGCCGCAGCAGGAGUGGGUGGAGGGCUGGGUCCGGCGCAACGACACGCUCGUCCGCGGCCUGCCCAUUCUAGUCGGUGGCGCAUCCCUCGUCGCUGUACUCCUCAACCGCGCUGUUUCUGGAAUCGCCGCUGUCGCUGACGCCUCCAGUUCGCAGUCGAGGGCCGACAUAUUGACGCUUGCUCUCUCCGUGACUGACAUUCUUGCCGGCCUCGUUUGGUUAUCCAUCCGUCCGAAAUCCAUUUCUCCGGUGGUUCCUAGAGGUGUUGAGUGUAAACGACUUAAUCCGGGUGUGUCAACUUCUGCUCUCCAUGAACUUCUUUGGACAUGGGAUUCCCUCACUACUGCAACUUGUUGCAAAUCAUUGGUUAUUGUGUAUGGAGGUAAUUGCGUUCUUCAAAUCGGGGUUGCUGCAGGAUCUCCAGAAGAUGGUAAUGCCCUUAAUGUGGAUGCACAAAAGUUCAUCCAAGGCACUCUUUACAAAAGUGCCAUGGAAUCCAAGAAGCAAUCAUAUCUGGCAAAUCUUGCUCUGUAUCCUGGGAGGUCUGAAUUGCCGUUCUUGCCUGCUAACACACAGGCACUGAUAUUGCAGCCAAUUGGUGAUAAAGGGAUUGCAAUUGUUGGUGGCGACACUAUAAGAGGUUUCACUAAUAUUGAUCAGGCUUGGAUCGCAAUGAUCGCAGACAAGCUGGGUGCCACAUUGUCUAAGUCUUAAAACGCUGGACUACUUAUUUGAUGUUGGUUCGCCAUCUCCUGUCUCCUGCAACUAGUGAGCGCAUCAUCGUCCUCAUGUGUACGCUGAACCAGAGCCUGCAAAUCCAAACCCUCAUAGUCGUGCAACUGUCAACAGUGGAUGUCUGGGUACUGGCGAAUUGCUGAGACCAUCCUGUUCUAUUGGAUUUCGGCCGUUUAGCCAUCAGGUCCAGCAGAGUUUGAUCACAACACUAGUAACCGAUUCUCAAAAGCAGAUGGUUAUCUGAAGCCUGAAUGUCUACACAGCCACAGUACAUGGCUUCAAUACCUUUUUUUUAGUAUGUACAACCAAAUAUGAAAACGGAUAGUACUGUUACAGUAAAUAUGAGUAAAUCAUGCAUAGCACGCGUGAUAA
This is a messenger RNA of Sorghum bicolor (sorghum), 1377 nucleotides long. Its product is annotated as protein COFACTOR ASSEMBLY OF COMPLEX C SUBUNIT B CCB4, chloroplastic. The transcript has 8 exons. The record is from RefSeq and is a predicted model, not a curated record. Gene Ontology annotation, cellular component: chloroplast. Lineage: Eukaryota; Viridiplantae; Streptophyta; Magnoliopsida; Poales; Poaceae. The coding region runs from base 121 to 984 and encodes 287 amino acids. Gene Ontology annotation, biological process: cytochrome b6f complex assembly.